UCGGAUCAAAACACACAAAAGAGAGCACAAGCCAUGGAGAAACAGAACAACCGCAGAGCAUCAGGGUGGACCAGAGGGAAGUGUAUCGGCAAAGGGUCGUUCGGUUCAGUGAGCAUAGCGGUUAGUAACGCCGACGGUGAAGUUUUCGCGGUCAAGUCUGUUUGCCGGGAAAUAGGAUUGCCUAAUCAGAUUGAGUCUCUGGAGAACGAAAUUCGGACUCUACGCUCGCUUUCCGGCUGUCCUUACAUCGUGGAGUACCUUGGCGAUGACGUGUCAUACGAGUCGCCGACGACUUCCUACCGAAACCUGCACAUGGAGUACUUGCCAGGUGGCACCGUCGCUGACAUGGCAACUCCAGCGCGCCGUUUCAGUGACGUAGACGAGAGGUUUUUGCGGUGGCAGACUCGGUGUAUUGUGUCUGCUUUGAAGUUCGUACACGCGGAAGGCAUUGUGCAUUGUGACGUGAAAGGAAAAAACAUUCUGGUGGGUCCCAACUCCGCCUUCGUCAAACUCGCCGAUUUCGGUUCGGCGAUGGAAAUUAAAACCCAAAGCAGAGGCACCGCUGUCCUGCCACGGGGAAGCCCGCUCUGGAUGGCGCCGGAGGUGAUCCGAGGAGAAUAUCAAGGACCGGAGAGUGACGUCUGGUCGUUGGGGUGCACAAUUAUCGAGAUGGUCACCGGGAAGCCAGCAUGGGAGGAUCACGGAUUAGGUUCGCUGAGUCGAAUUGGAUUCUCGAGUGAGUUGCCUCAAUUACCAAUUCAGCUAUCGGAACGGGGUCGCGAUUUUGUUGACAAGUGUUUGCAAAGAGAACCAAACCAACGGUGGAGCUGCAGUAGGCUGUUGGAGCAUCCAUUUAUUGCUUCAGUGUCGCCGCCGCAUCCGAUAACGGACUUGUCUCCCCGUUGCGUACUCGAUUUCGUUACUUCAGAUUUUGAAGACGAUGGAAACAUGGAGGACUGUGAAGUUUCCGUCGGGGAGAGGAUCGGCAAAUUGACGACGAGCGGAUGUCCAAUUUGGGAAUCGAGUGGAUGGGUGGCCGUGAGGAGUUACGCGUCGGAGACGGUUGAGAAUUGUGGGGAAGGAACAAGUUCGGAAUUGGUGGAGUUGCAGUGUGGUAAUUAUGAGGAGCUGACAGGGUUAAAGCAGUCAAAACAAAACCUUGGGUGCACUGGGUCGAGCUGUCGACCGUAUGGGCUGCAAUGGGUUCAGAACCGAGAAACGCGGUUCGGCAGCUUGUGUAAUUUAUUAAUUCAGUGUAAUUUAAUAUUUAGAAAUAUUUUAUUGAUAUUUUAUAAUAUUUUGUAUAUAAUUUCUUUUUACUCUCGGCCUCAUUUUGAAUGUGAUUUGGAUUGACUGCCAAUUGGUUUUUCAUUUUUGCACCUCCAAAUUAAUUUUUUUAUAUUUA
Molecule: messenger RNA, 1405 nt
Organism: Rubroshorea leprosula
Lineage: Eukaryota; Viridiplantae; Streptophyta; Magnoliopsida; Malvales; Dipterocarpaceae
Source: the annotation of a GenBank genome assembly